AUGACUGUUUUCUCCUAUUUUCGUGCUCAGUACCUUUCUUGGUCCCAGAACAUUCCACUGCCAACCAGUCUUAGUGAGAAUGUUUCCCUAAGCUUCCAGUCAUGGCACGAGUUCGACACUUCGGUUGGUCGAUGGAGAUCUGUUCCAGUGAGUAAUGCAUGCAUCGACGGCGACAGACACCAACCACGAUAUGACCAAGAAUCUGUUCACAAAGGAAACUUGGUUCCCGUAACUUGGAACGUGGAUUCCGCCUCGCCUUCGCCGGCUUCCCGUAUUUCAGCCAUCAUCUCAAAUCUAGCUACGUUGGCCCCAGGAGUCGACAUAAUCUUCUUUCAAGAAGUGUCUCGAGAGGGUCUGCGAUUCCUACUCGACGACCCGCACAUUCGCCAAUUUUGGUACUCCAGCGAGGCAGACGAGGUCAACUGGCUCGGACAAUCCUUUGCAAGCAUGACGCUCUUAUCAAAAAGAUGUUUCGUUCACACCAACGGGCCAUCAGGUGUAGCCAAGCCAAGAUUGGGUCCUGUUUGGAGGCUCAAAUACCCAAGUCGCUUCGGCAGAGAUGCACUUUGUUGCGAUAUUUUCCUACCAUCACCGGUACGAUCGUCAUCUUCUCCUGUCGGGACAUCAUACGUGCGUGCUCGAUUGGCGAAUGUACACCUCGACUCCCUACCUAUACAGCCGUCCCGCCGACCUCAACAAAUAGCCGCUGUGGCAUCCAUGCUGCAAAGUGCGAAUCGUGGUCUCGUCGCUGGGGAUUUCAAUCCCGUGCUUACUGAGGAUGCCACACUUAUCUCAGACAAUCAUCUAGUUGACGUGUGGCUUGAGCAUCAUCCGACGGAGUCGGGGUACGCAUGGGGAGUGGAUGGGCAGCAGCCAUUCCCGCCUGGUCGGCUGGACAAGGUUGCUUUGUUUGGACUUCAGUCGCGGUCUAUCGAGGUGAUGCAUCCGGAUGUCAUCAAGCGAAGCCUACAAUGGGGAGAAUCGGCAUUGGACAGCUCUGGGGUCACCGAGGACGCCAGACCGUUACAACAAGGUGAAGAAACUGUGUCGUGGAGCGACCACUCUGGCCUAAGAUGCUCCUUCGGACUCAUUUCAGAGUAA
Pochonia chlamydosporia 170 is the source of this 1101-nucleotide messenger RNA. Its product is annotated as endonuclease/exonuclease/phosphatase family protein. Bases 1 to 1101 code for a protein of 366 amino acids. Gene Ontology annotation, molecular function: 5'-tyrosyl-DNA phosphodiesterase activity; single-stranded DNA binding. Gene Ontology annotation, biological process: double-strand break repair. The record is from RefSeq and is a predicted model, not a curated record. The transcript has a single exon. Gene Ontology annotation, cellular component: cytoplasm; PML body. Lineage: Eukaryota; Fungi; Ascomycota; Sordariomycetes; Hypocreales; Clavicipitaceae.